Molecule: messenger RNA, 1700 nt
Organism: Tachyglossus aculeatus (Australian echidna)
Lineage: Eukaryota; Metazoa; Chordata; Mammalia; Monotremata; Tachyglossidae
Gene: PYGO1
Product: pygopus family PHD finger 1
Exons: 3
Coding region: 160-1419 (419 amino acids)
Source: RefSeq, a predicted model, not a curated record
CCCAAGGGGACGCCCGCCCUCCUCCUCCUAAACUUUGCAAAGUGGGUUAGUCCGAAAAGGAGGAGGAGGACGGAGGAGGAGGAGGAAGGAGGAAGGAGGGGCGACAUCAAAGCCACACGAUCCCCGCCGGCUGGGAGGAGUCAUGCUUCGCCGUCUGUAAUGUCCGCGGAACAGGAGAAGGAGCCCAUUGCGCUGAAGAGAGUUCGAGGUGGAGACAGUGGACUGGAUGGGUUAGGAGGACCAGGUGUUCAGCUUGGAAGCCCUGAUAAGAAAAAGCGCAAAGCAAACGCCCAGGGGCCCUCUUUUCCUCCACCAUCAGAAUAUGCCCCACCACCAAAUCCAAGCUCGGAUCAUCUGGUAGCUGCAAAUCCGUUUGACGACAACUAUAAUCCUGUUUCGUACAAGCCUCUUCCUUCGGGAAAUCCGUAUCUUAGUCCCGGUUAUCCCGGCUUUGGGGGCUACACCACGUUCAGGAUGCCUCCUCACAUGCCUCCGAGAAUGUCUUCCCCUUACUACGGGGCGUACGCCCUUCGAAAUCAGCCGCACCAGUUUCCCCAGAACCCCAUGGGCAUAGGGUUCAAUCGACCUCCUGCUUUUAACUUUGGGCCCCAAGAUAAUUCUGGGUACGGAAAUCCGGUUUAUAGCGGCGGGCUGGGGCAGAACGUUAAUAUGCCCGGUCAGCAUUUUAGACCAAAUCCUGGUGAAAACUUCCCUCAGAUGCCCCCGCAGAACGCCAACCAAAUGGCCAAUCCCGACAUGGUCCCGCAUUUUGGCCCCGGAAACGCUCCGAGUUUCACCUCCCAGUUAGAACCGAAUCAUUCUUUCGUCCCCCUGCCAAACGCUUUUAGUCAGGCCAAAGCCCCUCACCAGAAGCCAGACUUUAAUCAAGGACAGAGCAAAAACACCGCUCAGAACUCCUCAGCACACCCACCUCAGCUGAGCCUGGACCCCGCGGGGAACCAGAGUACCGCCGAGGCGAAAAACGUCCACCGCAGCAACGCGGCGAGCACGGAGAGCAACCACUCCGGCGGCGCAGAGGUGGUGACCGCCGGCCAGGCCAACGGGACCCCAAACCAACCCCGCCCGCCCAGGGGCUCGCCCGCCGGGGCCAGCUCUGAAAAGAACAGCAAAAGCACCCUCCCCCUGAGCCGCCAUGGCCACCCAUCCUCGGAUCCGGUGUAUCCUUGCGGCAUAUGCACGAACGAAGUGAACGAUGACCAGGAUGCCAUCCUGUGCGAGGCCUCCUGCCAGAAAUGGUUUCACCGCAUCUGCACGGGUAUGACCGAGACCGCCUAUGGGCUCCUGACGGCGGAAGCGUCAGCCGUCUGGGGCUGUGACACCUGCAUGGCCGACAAGGACGUUCAGCUGAUGCGCACCAGGGAGAGCAUUGGGGCCACGGCAGCGGGUACGGACGGGUAGUGGCGGGAAGGGUGUUCUUUGUCUUUUUCCAGGCGUCGCAGCGGUCCGGCUUUCAAGGAUCCGAAAGCUUCCCAAAGCCCCUGAAAAUCGUAUUUGUCUCGUCAGCUCCCUGGUUAAGCUUAGCGAUUUCCAGGCCGGACGUUCAGUCUUAGGUCCGGCGCGGAUAAUGAUUCUCUUUUUUGGUAUAUCCUCCCUGGGUGUUCAUCAGAAAUACAAAAGCCUCUCAACGCUUCAUUCAUUCAUUCGGUCGUAUUUAUUGAGCACUUACUGUGUGCUGAGCA